GUAAAUGUUAGCAGGUGUGCCAGACAUUUCUCAGUCUGGGACGGUUAUAAUGUUAUAAUAAAGAUUUACACAUAAGAUUGUUAUUCCACUUUCACAAAGACUAGUAGGGUUAUCAAGCCAUAACUAGAGACCCAUUCAUCUGAUUUUGGGUCGUCUGUUUGCUCCUGUCUCAUACUUGCUGCUGCUAUAUUCAGCCUGUAGACCAGCGGUAGCGGUAACCAUAGAAACUGUGCUCAGCUCUUCAUGCUAAAUCCAUUGUAUAGCAUUAUCAUUGAUGUGGUGGAAAAGAUACAGCAUUGAGCAAAAACCUUUCUUAGGAUGCUUUCCUAAAACAACAAGAAAAGAUUUUCCAUCAUGAAGACACAACACUUGUGUGAUGAUGCUGAGAUCAGAUCUCUCUCUCUUUUCUUUAUACAAACAUCUAACUUCUUUGUUACAGGACGGUUAGAAAUCUACAUUCAUGUUUCCUACAGACACUAAAAUCUCCUCAGUACUUUAAAGGUCACGUUCUUCCUGAUCCCGUUUGUCAAACUUUAGUAAGUGUGUAAUGUUGCUAUAACACCAUAAAUAAUACCUGUAAAAUGAUAAAGGUCAAAGUUCACUGCCAGGCGAUAUAUUUUCAUUUACAGAAUAGAGUGUAUUCUUUUAUAUUGCAUAUUAAAAUGUAUUUAAUACCUAAAUACAUUAAAAUUGAGUACUUUUACUUGAGUGUCUUUUGCCACUCAGUGGGCGUAACCGCAGUCACUUUCGCCGAAUGUGACAUCACAUGCAUACCCUCUAUUCCCCUUUUAAAGCCUAAAGGGAACGGCCGGUUUGGACUACAGCCCUCUAUUUCCUGCUUUAAUGACAAAACAGUUUUUGACUAAACUCGGCCCACGUGAAUACAUCAGUCGCCAGCUUUCGCUCAAACGGCUCUGCUAAGCUGAGCUGCUGUCCAAUCACAACACACUACCAGAACUCAUUAUAUAUUUCUGAAGGAGGAACUUCUUAAAACAAUGAAGACAUCAGACCGUUUUUAGGACAGUGAAAACGGCGCUAUACAGAUAAGUAAAAUGUGUGAAAAAUACCGUGUUUUUUUACACGUGAAACAUGAACACAUGUUAUAUUGCGCCCUGUAAACACAAUCAAAGCUUCAAGAACACAGAAAGAACAGGAGCUUUAAGUUGAAGUAUAAUCAUCACUGGAUUCUGUAAUAGAUUUACUUUUAUUUCUCAAUGAAUAUAUUUGAGACUCCACACAGAUGAUGUUUGCUCUGUGUGUUUGUGUUUGUGAAUCAAAAUUCUGCUUGACCUUUAGUAACACAACUGAUCAUCUCUAAUGUAGGUUUGGUACAUUUCAGUCCUGUUAAACUAACUUGUAAACAUCUACUGAUGGUCCAAAUAAACUACUAGUGAUGAACAUGAUGUUAAACUCUGUCUCUCUUCUUCAGUGAACAGAUGGAGGUCAGGUUUGUCCCCUGCUUAUCCUCGUGCUCGUGUAGUUGGAGUUUCUCCUCUCUGCACCUCCUCUAAACCUUCCACACCUGACUCCUGUACAGCAGGUGGUGUUAGACGCGCUCCUCUCAGUCAGGUGUCUCCAGAUGUCAGCGUGAUGUCUGAUGAUGAUUCUCUUAGUUUGAGUUAUAAACUGCAGGAUCUCACUGAUGUUCAGGUGAUGGCUCGACUGCAGGAGGAGACAGGAGAAUCUUCUUGAUUGUCAUAUAAUGAAUGAUAAGAAAGUAGACAACACUAAAGGUUUUCUGUCAAGCGUGCGGUGCUGUAAUGUCACUCGCCCAUCAACGGUCGUUCCUCUCAGGUCUGCGUCAAGAUUUCGCCACCACCUCAUCCUCGUCUUCUCACAAUCGUCGCAGUGCCAGCUUUUCCUUCCAGUUUGUCCAGCGAGGCGAGUCACACGAGGAAGAAGAGGAUGAUGAUGAAGAUUAUGAUCAGUUGCCCCCUCCACAGCCGCGUCUGAGUCGGGCCGGAUCUCUUCGGCACUCGCACACCUUCAGCAGCGUCAGGGACUGGAGCGGACCGCAGUACACCGCCAUCUCACCUUACCAACCUCAAUCUGCCUCAAACACGAGCGCCACGUCCUCCAGCGAGCAGACGGACCUCAGGAUCUCCUCAGAUAAGCUGAGGAGGAGUUUGCCAAAUCUCCUGAGAUCUCCGAGCGUCUCCAGCAUCUCAAUCCCUGUCAGUCAAAUAUCUUCAUCCAUCAGGAACAGUCAGAGCUUUGAUUCAUCUGUUGCACUGGGACGACUUCAGACCGCCAUGUCGUCUCCCGGGCAGCUGCGGCAUCGCGUUCAAAGCGUUGGAAACUUCUCAUCUCGUCCAUCUCUGAAGGCCACAGCUUACGUCAGCCCAACGGUCAAGGGUUCUUCAUCCAUGACAUCAUCGCUCAGUUUACAAUCUCUCUCCACCGCUGGGAGUCCACAGCCCAGUAAAGCGGGCGGCUCUCAGAUCCCAGCACGCAGUGCUCUGCCGCGGCCGGCGUCUUUCGUAUCGACCGCCUCGACCCCUCGCAGCAAACUCGCUACACCCGUACGCAGUUUGCUGACACCACCAAAGAGUCUGAUGACGCUGAGCGCUCUGCGUGAUGGGAGCUGGCGUGAUGGAUGUUACUAACCGGUCUGAGAGAGAUGUAGGUCAGGGUUUAACUAUUGAAGCAAUGAAGCGACGUGUAAACGGGACGGGUUAAGAAUUGCCCUGCUGGUUAGGGCUUCUCUCUUUCUCAGAUCAGAGUCAAAUAACCAGGAGUGACGUCCAUACAGUUAUUUAUCAGAGCUUCCUCUUUAUGUGAACAAUGAGUGUGAAUGAAGAUCUGUCAGAAAACCUUUGAGUGAUUUGGGCAUAAAAACGCCUUCAUGCUGCUGAAAUAAAACAACUUGAAAUGUUAUUUAAAUACAGUUUUUGUCAUUCAAAAGGUUUUAACCAAAUUUCAUCAGGUUUUUAACUCUUUACAGGUAAAUAACUCUUUAGAUGUGGAUUUGUUUAUACCUUUAAUUUAAUAAUAAUAAUAAUAACAACCCUUUUUAUAGACACACACUUAACAUUCACUCUUGUGUAUAUGGACCAAGUAUUGUGUUUUUAUUCCGCUGAACUUUAGAUUGUUGUAUUUAUUUAAUGUCUUGUAUGUUUUCUUUCUUGAAUAAUGGCCACAGAUGUAGCAGAUUACUUUAAGUUAUGUUUGUUAUUUUGUUUCUGGGUUUAUUUCCAUAUGUUAUAAAUGUGUACACGACAGGUUAUUUCUGUAAGUAAGAAUUUUCUUUCUCUUUGAUAUUUGAAUGAGUGUGUCAGUAUUUACAGUCAUAAUAAUGUUUUAUUUGUAUUGACAGUCUGUGUGUUUAAACACUUCAAUACUUUCUCAAUCUACUGGACUGUACUAGUGUCAACUACUAACCAAUACUAAUUAAUCCAUUAAUCUGCUGCUGGUUGACUUCUGUACUGUAUGUAUGACAUAUUUUUAUUGAUACACGGUGAUAUAAAGGAAAAGCCCCAGUGAAUCCUACACAUAUGAUGAAAUGUACAUUGCACUGCAAGUCACUUUAGACGAAAUCUUCUGCUAAAUGUAAAAAUGACUUUCUGUAUUUUAUAGUUUCUUAACAUUAUUCAAACCUUGUCUAGUUGGAUGAUCAAGACUGAAUUGUUUGAAUGCAUUUUUUUGCUGUGGUUUUGUUUAAUUAUUUAUUGUGAUGUAAUUUAUGAAUGUUUAGUGACGUUUAAUUAAAAGGUUUUCCUCUGGGAAUUAAUAAAGCCUCUCACCUCACAGCCUUUCUUUAUUUUCUUCCAAUUUGGGUUGACUUUAAAAACUAAAAAGCACUUAGUCACAAUCAAACGCAACCUCUUAAUACAUGAAAGAUAAUCGCAUAAAUACAUAAAAAAAAAUUACUUCCCAUACCGGGAGUCGAACCCGGGCCGCCUGGGUGAAAACCAGGAAUCCUAACCGCUAGACCAUAUGGGAGGUGUCGAGUGCCGUUACAGCUGUUCGGUAAUUAUUAAUGACAUCAUCAAGUACGAUCAUUCU
Paramisgurnus dabryanus is the source of this 4005-nucleotide messenger RNA. Lineage: Eukaryota; Metazoa; Chordata; Actinopteri; Cypriniformes; Cobitidae. The record is from RefSeq and is a predicted model, not a curated record.